Molecule: messenger RNA, 2042 nt
Organism: Gadus macrocephalus (Pacific cod)
Lineage: Eukaryota; Metazoa; Chordata; Actinopteri; Gadiformes; Gadidae
Product: sorbin and SH3 domain-containing protein 1-like
Exons: 14
Coding region: 784-1761 (325 amino acids)
Source: RefSeq, a predicted model, not a curated record
UCACCGCUAAAAAAAGAAAAGUGCGUUUCAUCUCCAGAAAUGCACACAAUGUAAUUCACAAGUUAGGUUUCUGAAGGUUUCUAGGUUUCAAGAAGAGGUUUCUGUUGCCUCUUCUGUACCCAUAUAUAUUCUAGGGAUCUGUUUAUUCUGUUCUUUCUCCAUGUUUGAUGUACAUGUGUAGUCUAGGGGCACGUACCCGUUCAUCUCAGACUUUUAAUCGUUUUAUCCCUGGCAUGACGACCUUUGAGCCACACCCAGAACAACACAUGGGCCGCAGCCGAGCUAACUCACCCUGGCUAAUUCUAGGCAUCCUCAAAUGUCCCGUCUCCCAUAUGGCUCUGGUCCUGCGGUGGCUGUGGGUGGAGGACUGUCUGUGGGCGGGGUUAAUAGUAGAAUGUUUUAAUGUGCUGGUGUGCAGCUGAGUGGGUGCUAAAUUCUAGCAUGUCAUGUGGUGACAGGUCCAUCUGGGCACGCCUUUUGCUGAAAACAAACAGACCCACCAUGUCGCGAUAGGGGGUCAAGGUUAAACCCAGGGGCCCCAAAAGCAGAGGGAGCGUCUGAUGCCAGCCCCAGAUCAUCUUAGGCUGUCGAAGGACCAGGAAGGGGCUAUAGACUAGUGCUGCUGGACUCACUCUGACUGGGGGCUGACAAGAGUUAGCAGACGUUUUGGUGUGUGAGUAAACAGCCACAAGACCCCAGAGCUGUCCAGAAGGGGGCGACCUAACAGCUAUCUCUCCGGGUCGGUGGGUGGUCUCCUCCAUUCGGAUCGCUCCCCGCUCCGCCAUGAAAGGCUCUCCUGACCUGAUUCCGGCUGCAGAGCUGGACCCCAGAAGAGUGUGCAAAGGCAAAGGGGUGGUGACCCUCCGGGCCACGCUGGUCCACAUCGACGAGGACGACCGGGUGAGCAAGGACCCCAGAGGCCACGCCCCGCCAGGUGGUUGGACCAAGCAGAUUAAUGGGGACAUCGCUGAAGCGGGAUUGGCUGAGGGAGGCAGCCACGUCACAGCUGAUUUACCUUCAGUGAACCACACCCAUUGGCUGGUCCCCUCGGCACACAGGGUGAACGAGAACCAGGCUCCGGUCUCUGCUGGUGUCCAGAACCGUAUCACAGCCCCCCGGGGAUCUGCGUAUCCCUCCACCACCACCACCACCACCACCAUCAGCCCCGACAUUGUCCUGCUGCAGCAGAACAGAGAGCAACAAAAGCAUCUUUCUCCCUCAGAAGGUCUGCCCCUGGAGAGCCACACAUCCCCGGAGCCAGGGAGGGACUUCCCAGCAUCCACCUGUGACCCGGUGUCCUCUGACAUGGACGGCAAACGGAUGAGGCUGUCUCUGCACUCCCCCGUCACCUCGCCGCGCCGCCAGCCCGUCGCACCCGUACGGAACACAGACAAGUCCAAAGACUGGUACAAGAGCAUGUUCAAACAGAUUCACAGGAUACCAGAGACCCCUGAGGAAAACCCGUACCGCCCCACCUACAUUUUCCCAGAAAAUUAUGACAGGCUGGUGGUGAGAUCGAAAGAUGAUGGCCUGUCACCUUUGGGUUAUUUGGAAGAAGUGAAAGGCGUCCCGCGGUCCAAAAGCGACGCCGAGUUCGACUCCCGGGGCCGGCUGAUGCCCGUGCCGACCAGGUCCUCCUCCCUCAAGCCCACGACCAAAAGGAACGAGUGGGAGCCUCCGGACAAGAAGGUCGACACCAGGAAGUACCGCGCGGAGCCAAGAGCAUCUUUGAGUACGAGCCAGGGAAGUCGUCUGUGUUGAAGCUGGAGAGAACGACUCAGGAUGUAAAUCCAGAAGAUGUAGAUAUAGAGAAUGAGCCUUGGUAUAGAUUCUUUUCAGAGAUGGAGUUUGGGAAAGCGGUAAGUGGGCCACGGCCCUGUACUCUGGCAGUACUCCGUACGCACUGCAUGUGUUAACCUCCAUGUCGAAAUAACCCCCAAACCCCACACGCCUGACCCGUCCUGUGUGUCUGCAAGGACUGCUGCACCUCGUACUCGCACCGUCCUCAUUUGUCAUUCGCUGAGCUCUGGUUUGUUGUUGUG